AUGGCCGCUGUCCGUGUGCGGCGAUGGAGUGACGUGGAGGCGAGACGACGGCCGUUACACCGCGCUGCAUACGACAAUAGUACACCGUUUCCUGCACCCGCAGCACCUUCGUCGGCUGGUCCGGCUUCUUCCACGAAGAAUGUUCCGUUAGCGGUUAUGGAAGACGCGCCCGAUUGCUUGCUCGAGAACGUUAAUCACGAUGAGGCUAAUUCGGAUAAGUGCCCGAUUUGCCGCAAGACGCAGACGCAAUGGCCUGAACAAACUAAAGGACUUGUGAAAGCCCAUCCAUACUGUACAAAUUGUGGCAAACGCGGGUCGGGUGGACAAUUUUGCGACGGAUGUGGGCAAUCAUUAGCGCACACACCUACAGCUCAAGAACGCGCCCGUGUGGCUGCAGCAGCUGCAGCAGCAAGAAGCAAUGUGGUUGUAGAGUGUCCAACAUGCCAGAUUCGAUGUCUUGUGAGUACCACAGCGCGUGGUACGCUACAGUGUCCUAAUGGUCACCUUUUUCAGUUGCGUAUGCCUCCAAAUAUGGGUAACUCACAAGGACUUCGUCAGAGUUUUCAUGGAAGUGUACCCAAUUUAAUGACAUCUGGACCCCGACCAAUCAUGCGACAAUGUCCUACAUGCUACACACGCGUUCAAAUGCCACCAGGUAGCCAAGCUGCUGUUUAA
Plasmopara halstedii is the source of this 675-nucleotide messenger RNA. RefSeq lists its product as hypothetical. The record is from RefSeq and is a predicted model, not a curated record. Lineage: Eukaryota; Oomycota; Peronosporomycetes; Peronosporales; Peronosporaceae. The transcript is spliced from 4 exons. The coding region runs from base 1 to 675 and encodes 224 amino acids.